GCCGUGCAAAUCGGUCAUCAUCAUGGCACGCAGUCUCAACCGUCGGCGGCCAUGCACAGGAGAUACGUCGAGCACAGCGCCGCCGAUGACUGUCGACGUCCUCGGCAACGGCAGUCAUCAUCUUAGAACGCCUGGGGUGACUGCAGGAUGGUUCGCGUCGGGUCGCAGCCAGCCAACGUCCAGGACCCAGAUCAUCUCAGUUCGGAGGACAGCAUGCAGCACGCGCCAUAUGCUUAUAUAAACCCUUUGUGAUCCUCGACGACGAGGCAAACCCUCUCCAGUCACGCUUGGUUCGACAUAGCACCAGCUCUACCGAUGGCCACUGAAUCUCAGCCACACAUCCUCAUUGCAGGCGCUGGCCUCGGCGGCCUUGCUCUCGCCCAAGGCCUCAAAGCUGCCGGGAUCCCCUUCACCCUUUUCGAGCGCGACAGCUCCGCGGCCUUCCGCCCGCAAGGUUAUCGCAUUCGGCUCAACCCCGAUGGCUCUGGAGCACUUCACGCUACCCUGCCCACAGACGUCCUCCAGCUCUUCAUGGACACCUGCCCGGAGAUCAAGCUGGGCGGGACCAACUUCAACGCGAAGACGGGCGAGAUCGCUGCCAGGCGCGAAGGCUUCGGCGGGCCUCCGCCGCGCCCUGGACAAGCCCCCGCCCCUGCGCCAGACGCACAAAGAAGCCUGCAGCAGGUCUACAACGUCGACCGCACGCGCCUACGCCAGGUGCUCAUGCACGGCCUCGUUGACCAAAUUCGCUUCGGGAAGACCUUCGUGAAAUACACCCUUGACCCCUCCUCGCCCACGCCCGUCACCGCUCACUUCGCUGACGGCACGACCGCAAGCGGCACCUUCCUCGUUGGCGCGGAUGGUGUGCGCUCCGCAGUGCGCGCCACCGCCCUCCCCGCCGACAUUCCCGGCCUCGUCGAUACCGACGGCCGCUUCAUCUACGGCAAGACGCUCUUCUCGCCCGAGCUCACCUCCCGCGUGCCGCCCGAAGCCACGGAGCGGAUGACGGUUAUAUCCACCAAACCCGCCGCUGUCCCAGGUCCGGGCAUGGCCCUGCCACCCCUCCCCGCCGUUGACGACCCAGCAGACGCGCCUGUGACGCUCUUUAUGGACAUGGUCCGCUUCUCGCGCUCCGAGGCUCAAGUUGCCGCGCAACAACAGGCGCAACUCGACCCCGUCCCGGACUACAUUUACUGGGUCCUCGGCUCGCGCGCUCUCAACGUGCACAAGCAUCUCCCCUCCUACAACCCGGGCGCGUACGACCCAGACGCGCUCGACGCCGAGCUAUUCCGCCUCUCCCCCGACGAGGUCCGGGACCUUUCACUGCGGAUCACCGCGGACUGGCAUCCGUCCUUCCGGCCUCUCGUCGAGCUGCAGCUCCCGGGCGGUGCGAGCAUCCUCCGUAUUACCAGCGCCGUGCCCGUUCCGCCUCCUGCUUCCUCUUCUCCCGCGCCGGCUCCCUCAACGACCAUCGCCCCCUCCGGCGCCAUCCGCGGCCCCGGUACCGAAGGUUACACCAUGACGCCCUGGGAUCCCUCGCCCUACGUCACCUUCCUCGGCGACGCCGUCCACCCGAUGAGCCCCACCGGUGGGUCAGGCGCCAACACUGCCUUGAGCGACGCCGCCAACCUCCUCAAGGUCUUCACGGAGCUCUUCAGCACGGGAAGCCGGCCGUCCGAGGAAGCGGUCCGUGCCAGGGUGGGCAAGUACGAGGAGGAAAUGCGGGCGUACGCCGGCAUGGCGAUCCAGGGAAGCUACCACGGCGGGAGGAUGUUGUACGCGCAGCGGCCGUGGACGGAGUGCAAGCCUGUUCCGAAUCGGUGAAGGAAGCGCAGGUGUGGUGAUGGGGGGCGGCUGCUGGUUCAAAGGGAUUGCCACGGACGUUAAGGAGCCAUUGAAAGCCAUCCUCAUUUCAGAGUUGCUUGUUCGUUUUCAAUAUAUAAUACAACUGUAAUAUGACGAGGCUGCGAUGUCCCGCCUCACAUUGAAUUACUGUUAAUCUACACAUGCCGUCGUCGACAUUGCCAUCGCGGGCGCUGGCCAGAGGGCAUCCUCGGUCUCUCCGAUACGCUCGCCGGAACGCCGUUGUUGCGUGAGUUGUUCUGCGAGAGAGAUGGCUGAUGCGGCUAAGUAGUGAUCAUGAUCAAGGAUCCAUGUUCAAGUUGCCGGCGAUUAAUGAAUGACUCCCUGCAAUAUAACCACCCGUCAGACUGUCAGCAUAAUAGGACUGUCUGAAUGCGACGUCCGUUUCCGCAAUCUACUGCCCGAGCCGCUCGCCGAACGCAUUCUUCCCUUGAGGAGAACGGCUUGAGGAGAACGGCGAGUCUGUUGAUGAUAAUUGACCGAUGACAUCGCGUUUGGCAUCGCCAAGGCUACAACAAAUUUGGGCGAGGAAGUUGCCUCCCUGCGGGCCGUCUACCAUGAUAUUGGAGAUACGUCGAGAUUGUGCCCACGGUGACAGCCCGCUCAUGGAAUUACACGAUUGGCGCGAGGCUCCACAGAUACCGAGAACCCAUUUGGAACAUUUGAAACGUUCAAGGUCCUGAUGUCGACAAU
Molecule: messenger RNA, 2556 nt
Organism: Punctularia strigosozonata HHB-11173 SS5
Lineage: Eukaryota; Fungi; Basidiomycota; Agaricomycetes; Corticiales; Punctulariaceae
Product: FAD/NAD(P)-binding domain-containing protein
Exons: 4
Coding region: 316-1824 (502 amino acids)
Molecular function (GO): FAD binding
Source: RefSeq, a predicted model, not a curated record